Molecule: messenger RNA, 2314 nt
Organism: Oryzias latipes (Japanese medaka)
Lineage: Eukaryota; Metazoa; Chordata; Actinopteri; Beloniformes; Adrianichthyidae
Gene: mmp28
Product: matrix metallopeptidase 28
Biological process (GO): proteolysis; collagen catabolic process; extracellular matrix organization
Cellular component (GO): extracellular matrix
Molecular function (GO): metalloendopeptidase activity; zinc ion binding
Source: RefSeq, a predicted model, not a curated record
UUAUUACUGUUCAUCUUUGAUGCAUAUGCUUGUGCUAAUGUGAAUGGGGGUUUGGGACUGGUCGGCAUACGGAAAACCUUUUUGUUUGUUUUAUUCUGUACAUCUUUAUUUUUGUCCGAUUCUAGAUACAGGUGUUUGUGAGGCUGUGAACCAUUUUUUCUUUUGUAUGAAUGGAAAUAAAAACCUUUUACUUGGAAUUGCGCCUCCUUCUCUUCAUUAUGAACCGUCGGGACUUGUGUUUGUAGAGUUUGGGUUUUCAGCAGCUCUGGUAUUUUUGCCGCGAGCUUCAAACCCCUCAAAGGGGGCGGAGCCAGCGUCCGUGAUAAAAUCGGAGCCGUCGCCCCUGAAGGAUGGAGUCGGGCCGGCAGCUGCCUCCGUCUUUGACACCAUGAGGGCGGCUGCGGGACGGCGGUGUGCGCUGCGCAUGUCCCGUGGCGAGGCGCCUUUCUCCGGACGCGCCGGGACGGCGGCGUGGGUCCUGGCCGCGGCCGUUCUCAUCACUGCGAGCGGAGCGCCGCUGGGGCUCGACCCGCAGGAGUUUCUGGAAAAGUACGGCUACCUCCAUAAUGACCACCACAUCCACAACACGGCAGAGGCGCGGUCAGCCAUCCGAGAUUUCCAGUGGCUGUCCCAUCUGCCCAUCACGGGAGAGCUCGACGGCGCCACCCUGAGGCAGAUGGCCGAGCCCCGCUGUGGCGUGUCGGAUGAGGGCAGCCAGCGGAUUUGGUCACAGAGAGUAAAGGUCAUCUUUACCGGAGGCAGACGACCGCAGCAUCGCGGCAGGCGCUCAGCCUCACAAGGUGAGAAGUGGUCCAAGCGACAUUUGACCUACCAGGUGGUGAACUGGCCUCAACACCUGUCCCGGGGCUCUGUGCGUCUGGCGGUGCAGGCCGCCUUCCAGCUGUGGAGCAACGUGUCGGGCCUGGUCUUCCAGGAGGCCCCCGAGGGCCCGGCUGACAUCCGGCUGACCUUUUACGAAGGCGACCACAACGACGGUGCCAGCAAUGCUUUUGACGGGCCAGGGGGUACCCUGGCGCACGCCUUCCUGCCUCGCAGAGGCGAAGCCCACUUUGACAUGGCCGAGAGGUGGACACUGAACGGACACAAGGGCCACAACCUGUUCAUGGUGACGGCGCAUGAGGUCGGACACACCCUGGGGCUGGAGCACUCGCCAGUGCGGCACGCCCUCAUGUCCCCGUACUACAGGAAACUGGGCCGCAGCCUGGUUCUGAGCUGGGACGACAUCGUGGCAGUGCAGCAGCUGUACGGUAAGCCACUGAGCAAUCGGCCUGUGAGGUUGCCAGGUCAGGUGUUGCACGCUGCGCUGCAGCAGUGGGAGCUUGCAGAGCUGCAGAGCCAGAGUCAAACGGCGGGUCUACCUCUGUACUGCCAGGGAGUCUUUGAUGCAAUCACUAUGGACCAGAAUGAGACGGUGCUGGUGUUUCGCGGCAGCGUGUACUGGACGGUCUCAGCUGACGGCGGCGUUAGCAGCCCGCUGCCGCUCCGCCAACGCUGGCCCGGCCUGCCACAGGCCAUUGAGGCAGCCGCUUUCUCCCCGCUGGACUCCAAAUGGUAUUUCUUCAAAGGGAGGAGGACGUGGCGAUUUACAGGGAGCGUUUUGGACCCCACCUUCCCCAGGAUGAGUAGUGACCUGGGUCUGCCCCGCCACCCAGACUGCGCCUUCUAUUACGCUCCUCUGGGCCACAUGGUGCUCUUCAAGCGCUCUCGCUACUUUGUCUUCAACCUCAAACUUCUUCGCCAGGAGCCCUACUACCCCCGCAGACUCACCGAUUGGACCGGCGUGCCGCCGGGGACCAAUGGGGCUCUGACCCGGCCUGACGGGCGCCUUUACCUGUUUAAAGACAGGCAGUUCUGGAGGUUUGACCCAGGGAAGCUUCAGGUGACCAGAGACGGGCAGUGGGCCGAAGAUCUGAGCUGGACUGGCUGCUCCAACAUUCCUCAGAGCAAUAACAUCCUUUGACCACUAGAGGGAGCUGGUCAAAUCAAAGUGCAAUUUGUGUGAACCUGCAGUUUAUCUAGGUGUAGACUUUAUUGGAAAAUGUUGAAGCACUUACACUAUUUAUGCUGUUGAAUGGAUGUAGUACGUUGAUGUUUAUGUGUAAUUACAGCCUCAUUAAUGCUCUGGUGCUGUUGAUGUAACCAAAGAAAAUCAUUUGGAGCUUUCUUUUUUUUACAGCACAGCUCGUGUUUUAUUUCCCGUUACAGGAAUUACUUUCUGUUCUGAAAUAUUGAUCCUUAUGAUCUGUACAAUCAUUGCAUUUUUUUCAUUUCUUACAUCUAAAAACCUUGAAUG